AUGCGGUUGAAUAUUACGAUUCCCAAUGAGCACCACGAUGAUGCCUGCACUUGCGUUGCGGUGUCGUUGACGGGCGAUGUGCUAAGCGCAGGUGAUGAUUUCGUCUUACGGCGCUGGAGCCCUAACGGGGAGCCGAUGGGUAAAGUAAAGGAAUUUGAUAGCUGCAUCACGUACAUUGCGUGGGUGCCGCUACAAGGCGGACGCAAAGGUCGCAGUGCCAAUACCGGAUCUGUAGAGGGGAAGGGAAAUUACCUUGUGGCUUGCGCUGAUGGAACAAUCUCAUUUAUGAAUACGUCUUCUGACCGUGUGGAACGUACCAUCGACGCGCACACUGGCACGAUAACAGGUGUUGUGUACUCUGGAGAUACCUCUUCUAUCAUUUCUUCUGGUGAGGAUGGGUGUGUUAAGGUUUGGUCACAGGCUGGUAUCCCUCGCACAACUCUCGUCUCGGCGGGGAGGUGUGUCUAUGGCAUUUGCUGGGGUUCGGAGACAACAGAGCUCGGUGGCGAUUGUGUGCUUUACUGUGUUGGUAGCGAGGUGACCAUCAAACCUCUCAAUCCAGCGGUGAAGAAACAGUUGAAGUGGAAGGCUCACAAUGGGAUUGUUUUGGCCGCAGACUGGUCACUUAUGACAGGGUUCAUUGUCACAGGUGGCGAAGACGGGACCUACAAGGUAUGGGAUCCGUACGGCCGCAGUAUUUACGUUUCCGCUGCAGGUGGACAUCCAUGUACUGCUGUGAAGUUUUCAGCUGAUGGUGAAAUGUUUGCGGUGGGGUCCUUUAUGAACAUUCGGGUAUGUGACAAGACGGGGUGGAGUCACACAUAUGAACGACUUUCUGAGGGAAGUGCGCUUUCACUGCAGUGGACCGCUGAUGGAACGCAGGUGGUUAUGGGGUGUGGGAGUGGUUCUGUGUGUACUGCCCAGCUUAUAGACCGAAAGAUGUACUGGAGCCACUUCUGCGUCACUUUGGUAGACGGAAAUAGACUGCUUGUUCAGGAUGUACUCACAGACGCGGUCGAGGAAGUAGAACAACGUGACAAGGUCAUCAAAGUAGAAGUGGGUUACGGAUACCUUGUUUCAUGUACCACAACGCAAUGCGCAUGCUAUCCUAUUGACCGCCUUUCUGCACCAGUGCAAUUUGAUCUCCGUGAUGUCGUCAUUACGCUAAUCCUUGGUCAGAAACACUUGUUGCUGGCAGAUUGCAACUCUGGAAUGCAGAUUUACUCGUAUGAGGGUCGUCUCAUUUGCACCCUUCGUCUCCAAUCGUUCCUGAGACCAGAGAUUAUGGCGCCCGAUCUUGUCUCCCUUUCGCCGGACACAGUUGCAAUUCGAAAUCCCGCUGAUCCAAGAAAAAUCCUUUUCUUUGACACCACUAAUGGGAAAGCGAUGGAAGAUGCAACCAUUACUCAUCAUCUUGACGUCAUUUCGCUGGAGUUGUCGCAGCACGGCGAACUGAGUGAGCGCAAGAUUGCCUUCGUGGAUCGGAACCGCGACAUGCACUUUGGAGCAGUGCAUCGCAAAGUUGGAGCUGCGCAAAAAAUCAGCACCAUGACUUCCAGUUUAGCGUGGCACGGUGAGCAUGAAAUCCUCGUUGCGAUUGCGGAUGGACGACUCACGACGUGGUACUAUCCAACCAUUCUGUUUUCCGACAGGGGUCUGCUGCCCACGACAAAGACUGUGAGAGAUGAUGGUGGAGACGAGUUUUCGCGGAAUGAUCGAAUUGUUUCGUUUUCUGGCACCCGAGUAAGCAUUCGACGGGGAGUGGAUGGCGCCCUCUUAACAUUUAACACCUCACCGUAUCCCUCCUUCAUUUUCGAGCACGUGGCACGACACGACUUUUCGAGCGCCACGCGCCUCGCGCGCUUCUUGGAUGAGAAACCUCUAUGGGGCAUUUUGGCCGGCCUCGCCCUUCGGCACGGUGACCUGAAUGUGGUGGAAAUUGCAUAUGGUGCCCUCUUUGAACUUGACAAGGUACGCUAUAUUCGGUACCUAAAGAGCAUUCCCACACCGGAAGGUCGGCAAGCGGAACUAGCUUUGUUUCAGCGCCGCUCAGCUGAGGCGGAGCGCAUUUUACUUCAGGCUGGUCUCAUAUACCGCUGUAUUGAUAUGCAUACCCGAUUGUUCAACUGGGAGCGCGCUUUGGAAGUCGCAGCGGAGCGGAAGACUCAUGUAGACACCGUGCUUGCGAGGCGGCGGAGGUAUCUCGAUGCUGUAAAGAGGACAGAGGAUAUUCCUCUCUUUAAGGAGCUCGGUGCGUCUGUCCGUGUAGAUUGGGAAACGGUUGUUGAGAAGGUGAGACAGGAGGAAGAGAAGGAAGCUCAGCGGCCUGGUGCCAAGCCCUACCAGUAG
Messenger RNA from Trypanosoma brucei brucei TREU927, 2349 nucleotides. RefSeq lists its product as hypothetical. Gene Ontology annotation, molecular function: protein binding. The transcript has a single exon. The record is from RefSeq and is a predicted model, not a curated record. Gene Ontology annotation, biological process: cilium assembly. NCBI's taxonomy places the organism in Eukaryota, Euglenozoa, Kinetoplastea, Trypanosomatida, Trypanosomatidae. The coding region runs from base 1 to 2349 and encodes 782 amino acids. Gene Ontology annotation, cellular component: intraciliary transport particle B; centrosome; cilium.